Messenger RNA from Paraglomus occultum, 207 nucleotides. NCBI's taxonomy places the organism in Eukaryota, Fungi, Glomeromycota, Glomeromycetes, Paraglomerales, Paraglomeraceae. The record is from the annotation of a GenBank genome assembly.
AUGAUAUCAAUUCUCGACGAUCCAGCGCAAGCUUUGGCAUCUGGAGAGAAAGAUUCGGCUACCAAGAUGCCCACAGUACCUGGAGAGCAAUUAUCAAGUAACCUUCUCAAGGGUAAAACACAAACCCAUCAUGAGACUACUUGUGAUUCACGUUCCAGAACGUCCAAAGUGAAACUGAAUUUGAUGGCGACUCGUGUGUUGUACGAA